AUGGGAAAUUGGACAGAGGAGUUACCUCAAAUGAAGGAAUAUGAGGUAAAUAGAUGUGUAAAGCCACACGACUUCGGAACAGUGACAGAAUACAAGCUGCACCACUUCGCAGAUGCCUCAGAAUUGGCUUACGGGGCGGUGUCAUACCUUGUCAUGAAAAACACUGAAGGUCAAUUACAUAGCAGCAUUGUAAUGGCAAAGUCACAUCUUGCACCAGUAAAAAUGAUGACAAUCCCUCGACUCGAGCUGUGUGCUGCAACGUUAGCAGCUAAACUAGAUGUCAUGCUGAGGCGUGAGUUGGAUCUACCCAUAAGUGAUUCAAUAUUCUGGAGAGACAGCACGAUUGUGCUUCAGUACAUAAGAAAUGAAGAUGGAAGAUUUCAUACCUUUGUGGCUAACAGGGUAGCCAAAAUCCACAAUGUAACCGAACCAGCUCAGUGGCACCAUGUAGACACAAGUUCAAACCCAGCCGAUGAACUAUCAAGAGGAAUGACAGCCAGUGAGAUAAAGAAAAGUUCGAGAUGGCCGGAAGGGCCAAAGUUCAUCUUGAUGGCUGAAGAAGAUUGGCCUAAAGAACCAAAAGUAAUGGAGCCCCUGAAACAAAGUGAUCCAGAGCUGAAGAAACCGAAGGAGAUUGCACAGACAUAUGCUGUAGAGUUGGAAGAAAAUAGUGCCACAGCCAAGCUGAUCAAGCAAUAUUCAUCAUGGCAUAAGCUAAAGAAAGCCGUAUCAUGGGUUUUGCGUGUGAGGAGCUAUCUUCGGAACAAAGACAAGUAUAAGGAAAACAACAUGAAGAAACCACUAACAGUAGACGAACUCGACAAAGCAGAACAAGCAGUAAUAAGAUAUGUGCUAGGGCAAUCCUACCUAGAUGCCAGAUGA
Molecule: messenger RNA, 882 nt
Organism: Asterias rubens (European starfish)
Lineage: Eukaryota; Metazoa; Echinodermata; Asteroidea; Forcipulatida; Asteriidae
Exons: 1
Coding region: 1-882 (293 amino acids)
Source: RefSeq, a predicted model, not a curated record